Messenger RNA from Macrosiphum euphorbiae (potato aphid), 345 nucleotides. NCBI's taxonomy places the organism in Eukaryota, Metazoa, Arthropoda, Insecta, Hemiptera, Aphididae. The record is from the annotation of a GenBank genome assembly.
AUGCCGAAAGACACCGUUAGCCACCAUUACAACGGCCGUGGUAUGCGGGUGUAUAAUGUACCCGUGUACCACAAUGCUGUGCCCGUGCGCCGUUCGGGAGGAAACGCCCGACGAUGUUACAGAUGCCAACAGGUGGGUCACUUAGCGAGGAAUUGUGACUCCCCCUCCGUGGUACCUGCGGCAUCGUCGGGCGCGUCCUCGUCGGUUGUUAGACCACGGCAGGGGCCGCAGCAACAACAACUUUGUUUUAAAUAUUUUCAAAUUGUUACAUUUAACUACUUUUUUAAUUGUUAUCUAGUUUCAUGUAUUUUAUUUUACUUGUACUGUUACCUAGGGAGGUUAUAA